AUGCCCAACCCGAAGAUCACCUUCUAUGUCGAUAUCGUCAGCCCUUUUGCGUAUCUGGCGUUCUACGCUUUGAAUAACUUUCCAGUCUUCGCCCAGUGCGAGAUAACGUACAUCCCUAUCUUCCUCGGCGGCGUGAUGAAGGCAUGCGGCAACACGCCACCGCUCCGGAUCAAAAACAAGGCUGAAUGGGUUGGCCGCGAACGCGACCGCUGGGCUAAGAAGUUCAACAUCCCGAUCAUGGAGGGAGUGCCUGAAGGGUUUCCGGUUAAUACCAUUACUCCCCAGCGCGCCCUCUCCCUAAUAGCCGCCCACAACCCCACCGCCCUCCGCUCUGCCAUUGCCGCCUGCUACGACACCUUCUGGGUCCGCGGCAAACCGAUCCAAGACCCGGCUAUCCUAGCCGCCGCGCUCGCGUCAGUGCUAGGUCAAUCGCAGGCCCAAGAGGUGAUGAACGAGGUCGGCAGCCAGGAAGCCCGGAACCUGCUGAGCGAGAACACGGAAGAGGCGCUUAGGGAGGGCGCGUUUGGGCUGCCGUGGAUCGUUGCGACGAACCCCGCCGGCGAGAAAGAGGCCUUCUGGGGGUUUGAUCACCUCGCGCAGGUGGUCGACCAUCUGGGGCUUGAGCGGCCGAGGGAAGGGCCGUGGAGGGCGUUGUUGUAG
Coniosporium apollinis CBS 100218 is the source of this 660-nucleotide messenger RNA. RefSeq lists its product as uncharacterized. The transcript has 5 exons. Lineage: Eukaryota; Fungi; Ascomycota; Dothideomycetes. Bases 1 to 660 code for a protein of 219 amino acids. The record is from RefSeq and is a predicted model, not a curated record. Gene Ontology annotation, molecular function: glutathione peroxidase activity; glutathione transferase activity. Gene Ontology annotation, cellular component: peroxisome; mitochondrion. Gene Ontology annotation, biological process: glutathione metabolic process.